This is a messenger RNA of Nelumbo nucifera (sacred lotus), 1698 nucleotides long. The record is from RefSeq and is a predicted model, not a curated record. Lineage: Eukaryota; Viridiplantae; Streptophyta; Magnoliopsida; Proteales; Nelumbonaceae.
AAAGAACAAAUGGCCGGCCACACUGGCACCGUGUCUGAUCACUAACCAUCAUUGUUCUUAUCUCUCUCUUUCUCUCUCUCUCUGUAUAUAUAUAUAUAUAUUCUAAACUCAUCUCUAUUUUCCACAUACACAAAUCGAUCAGGAUGGCUUUGCGAAUCUUGUCGAUAGUUAUCUCUAUCAUUUAUUUCUUCUUCUUGACUAAAUCUUUUGGUGAGCUUGUUACAAUUCUCCCAGGCCAACCUACCCAUGUUUCUUUCAAACAGUACUCUGGUUAUAUUGUAACAGAUGCGGCUCAUGGCCGAGCUCUUUUCUAUUAUUUCGUUGAAGCUGAUUCAGCUCAUCCGUUAUCUCGUCCCUUAACAGUGUGGCUAAGUGGAGGUCCUGGUUGCUCUUCACUUGGUGAAGGUGCAUUCACGGAAAAUGGUCCAUUCCAGUCUAAGGACAGUGGACACUUGGCUAAGAAUAUAUAUUCUUGGAACUUGGAAUCCAACAUGUUGUAUGUGGAGAGUCCCAUUGGAGUAGGCUUUUCAUAUUCCAACACCAGCUUAGACUACAUUUCUUGGAACGACACUACAACUGCUGAGGAUAAUUUGAAGUUUCUUCUUAACUGGUUGGAAAAAUUCCCAAAAUACAAACACUCAGACCUCUAUCUAGCCGGAGAUAGUUAUGCAGGCCAUUACGUUCCACAGCUUGCAUCUUUACUGCUGGAGUACAACAGGAAGCCCGACAUCAGACCCAUCAAGCUGAAGGGCGUUGCUCUUGGGAGUCCACUUCUUAACUUAGAUAUUAGCAUGGAGUCCGCCGACGACUUGUGGUCGCAUGGAGCAAUCUCAGAUGAAACAUUAAUGCUGGAGAAGACAAUUUGUAAGAUUCCAACAUACUACAAGGAGUUGUUUGUCUAUAAAAAUCUGUCCAAGGAAUGCAUUGAUGUGUUUGAUAGAAUCAAUGGAGAGAUUGGUGAUGAUCUCGAUCGCAAUGACCUGCUCUCGUUCAAGUGCUUACCAUCGAGCAGAGCUGAACAAUUUAGAGCCAGAGCAACAAACCCAAUGGCAAAGGGAACGAGUGCUGCUGAUCCAUGCCUCUCAGAUAGAGUUCUUGCUUACCUCAACAGACCUAAGGUUCAAAAAGCACUUCAUGCCAUUCCAGUGAACUGGAGCUUUUGUUCAGGGCCUCUUCAAUACCAAAUGGAUAAUGUGGAUAUAAACAUAAUACCAGUCGUCUCAGAUCUUCUCAAGAGUAAUAUUUCCAUCAUGUUAUACAACGGUGACCAAGACGCAAAAGUUUCACUCAGUCAGACGAGGAUAAUUGCUAAUACUAUUGCUAAAAGUUUGAAGCUUGUUCCCCUGACAAGUUAUGGACCUUGGUAUGAUAAUAAGCAGGUGGGUGGCUGGGCUCAGUCGUUUGGUAAGCUAAGAUAUGGAAAGAACGUGACAUAUCUUACCUUUGCAACAGUCAGAGGUGGAUCGCAUGGAGCUCCAUACACAUCGCCAUCACAAGCUCUAACACUGUUCCGAGCAUUUCUAAGUGCAUCUUCUCUGCCCACGCCCAAAGUUGCCUAGAGGGAGGCUUUGAGCCCAUAGCUCAAUUGAAUUGGUGCUUUAAACUUGCGUCUUUGUCUUCUUCACAGCUAUAGCUACCUUAUUUGUAUAACUCUUUUGAUAACAAUAAUAAAUGUCCGAUGAUAUAUCUUCUUCUUUC